AUGUCCGGCCUCGAACUGGCAGGGCUGGUGCUAGGCGCUGUAGGAGUAGUCGCCGCCUUCAAGGGCGCUGUGGACACCGCACUGUUCAUUGAGUCCUUCUUCGAUGACGCCCGAGCAGACUGUGGGUAUCUGGAGCUGAGCUACCACAUUGAGAAGACACGUCUACAGGUCUGGGGGGAGCUGUGUAAAGUGACGGAUGAGUCCCGCUCGGACGAAUGCACUCUCCGCGACAAACCGGAAUAUCUGAAGGCGCUGAUUGUGCGCAUCCUCGGUGAGAUCCAGAAGCUCAACAGGGAGGCCAACAGCUUGGUUUACAAGUACAACAUCGACUUCGGGGCACUUCCUCCAUUGGACCUAGAUGAUAAUCUGGCCCCAGGCCGGGCCUUGCCGGAAGCGCUGUCUAAAAGGAUAACCAAGCCUAAAUCGCGAAUCCUCUGGACCAUCAAGGGUAAAUCCGAGUUUCAAGAAGUUGUCACAAAGAUCCAGAAGCUUGUCAGCAGCCUGCACGAGCUUAACGUUCAUACCGGGGAAUCACAGCUCCUAGGAAAUGCCCUCCCGCCACAGGUCCUCGCCCCGCUCACUAACCCAAGGUUGCUGCAAAUCCUUUCCGAUCCGCAAAACCGAGUGGAUCGGACCCUAGCUCUCUCUGCCUACGCUAAGAGUCUUCAUCAGAAGGCCGAUCAUGCACCGUGGGCUUCCGCGACUACAAUAACUGACAGGGAGCUGGAGUUCCGAGCUGGCUCAGCAGCUACUGGCAUCUUCUUUCACCCAGACGGUCAGAUGCUGCCUGUAUGGGUCGAGUGGAACUAUAUCACUUCAAUCCCAGGGUCCGAUAGAUACGACAAAUUGGUCAGGUCGCUGGGCUACGUCCUGGAGCGAGUGAGCCAGUCAGAGCUAUGCCUCCCACCCUGCUACGGUGUCCACGACGACCUUAAAUACGAAGCAGAGCACGGGCUCCGGCGCAUUGGCUUUGUCUUCGGCCUGCCUACGCCCGAUCCCUCCGCGCAGCUCCGAUACGAGUCCAAUUUCGAGCGAUACCCGCCGCAGAGCCUCAAGACCCUAAUCCAGUCCGGGAAAAGCACCGAUAUCCCCCUUCUGGGAGACCGUUUCCGCCUAGCCUACCGGCUCGCGAAUGCUUUUAGUCUCUUCCAUGCAGCUGGCUGGCUACACAAAGGCAUGCAUAGCGGCAACAUCCUAUUUCUCCAGCGUGCCAAUGGCACAGGCAUCACGGUGGUGCAGCCGUUCAUUACAGGGUUCCAAUAUUCGCGGCCGCAUGAAGCGGCCUCGUUAUCCCGCAGCCCGCUUGAUGACUCGGCACUAGACCGGUACUACCAUCCUGACGCACACCGAGGUUUCACAAAGCAGCGCGAUCUGUACGGUCUGGGCGUUGUUCUAUGUGAGAUUGGCCGCUGGGCGCUCGUGUCGGAUACAGUAACGGAGCGGAGGAGGAAAAAGCUGACGAGUCGUGAGGCGUGGCGCGAGUAUAUGCUGGACCAUGUUGUUGAGGAUCUAGGGUGGCGGAUGGGGAAGAUGUAUCAGGAUGCAGUGAGGACGCUGUUGGAUUCUAGUCUCCCCACGGAUGAUGCGGGUGAUGCGUUCUUUGCGCAGCAGGUUCUGGAGAAGGUGAUCCAGCCGUUGAGUAUUUGCAAUGCUUGA
Penicillium robsamsonii is the source of this 1656-nucleotide messenger RNA. Its product is annotated as protein kinase. The record is from RefSeq and is a predicted model, not a curated record. Lineage: Eukaryota; Fungi; Ascomycota; Eurotiomycetes; Eurotiales; Aspergillaceae. The coding region runs from base 1 to 1656 and encodes 551 amino acids. The transcript has a single exon.